Molecule: messenger RNA, 1500 nt
Organism: Fusarium redolens
Lineage: Eukaryota; Fungi; Ascomycota; Sordariomycetes; Hypocreales; Nectriaceae
Exons: 7
Coding region: 1-1500 (499 amino acids)
Source: RefSeq, a predicted model, not a curated record
AUGCACCAUAUAUAUCGCCCUACGGUCCCCCAGAAGAGGCUACAACUUCUCAAAGCGGACUUGGGCCAGACUAUGCUUGCCAGCACAUAUGGUACACAGCCGCCGCUUUCGAUGCCAAUCGACCCCCAACUCAGCUAUCCUUACUACCCUGAGUCUUCUGGUUUCCAAUCUCAUAACUCGCAAGCUGCCAGCAGUCACUACCCAGACGCCCCAGUCUUCGACUAUCAGUCUUAUUCGCCCCACCUCUCUGGCCCUCAGCUCCAUGAACCUCAGCCUAACCUAGGAGACGACCAGAGUUACACAUUCAGCCCGCAAUACUAUGACCCAGGCUCCAGUGGUCCUUAUGCCUAUAGCAAUGCUGCACUUGAAAAUCCGUUUUCCAAUUCAGGAAUGUUUUUCGGCACCGAAAACUAUGACGCAGGUCUAGAUAGUAGGCUUGGCGACUAUGAACCGUCACUGAGAUAUCCGCUCCCCGACCCAAAUGUCCAUAACUGGCUAAGGAAUGACUUGGACGAAAGUGAAAAAGAAGUCCUCCCAUGGUAUCCUAGCGAGAAUAUGGCUGGGCGACUAAAUCAGGCAACAUAUUCUGAUCCUCAUAAUCUUGGGAAUUGGGGCUAUAACGGUCAGCCCUACGAUGAACCACCAACAUACACUCCGAACUAUCAAGAGUAUGCCCCGUACAUCUAUCCUUCUGAACUUCAUCAACCAUAUGGAAAUGAACUUCAAGGCGUACAAGCAUUCAAUGACGAUUAUGCUGCUGAUCAAUACAAUACUCACGGAGACAGUAACGCUCUGGAUGCCCCUUCGCCGAUCAUAGAAUAUCGAUCAUACGGACAGAAGAGUAACGCACCCCUACAAACGAUAUCGAUAUCGGCGCCUAGGGCUGUGUUCAUGUGGAAGAGAGCGCACUCAAGGGCGCACUGUUUAGGUGAUGUCAAUCACUCUGGGGACAGCUCUGAUGUCUCUUGGGAGUCUUUGCCCUAUAUAUCAAAAUUGAACAUCAAAACAAUGUCAAAUAACAAUGAUGAGCAGGCUCGCCGGGCUCAAGCUGCGCAGAACGCUCAGCCGGCUAGCAACGGCACCCAGCCCCAAAACCUUACUCCUCAGCAGUCUGAACAGGCUCAUAUAAGAGCAGCACUUCGAGUUGGCUACAUCAGUCCCGAGGUAACUUGGCAAAACAGGCAGCUCAACGCCGGUGUCCCGUAUCAACAGGUCAUCUCAGGGGGCUCCAAUUCUCAGUCUGCACUGCAACCGGGUCAAGGCUCUGGGUCUCGCACUGCUGAUAUCAGCAAUUUCCCCACAGUUCAGACUGGAGGCACUCAGCUUGGAGAUGAUCGAAUGAUGUGGGCAAGGAACUUCAUGCGCGGGCCAUCUGCACCUUUGACGCUCCCACCGGCUCCAACGGGACUACAUCCAGGUGAUCUACCUGCCCAUAUCAAAAACCCUGUCCCCAAGCCUGAUGAUGCGAACCCCCCUGAGAAUGAACAGAGUCGUCAAUGA